This is a messenger RNA of Phragmites australis (common reed), 3580 nucleotides long. RefSeq lists its product as uncharacterized. NCBI's taxonomy places the organism in Eukaryota, Viridiplantae, Streptophyta, Magnoliopsida, Poales, Poaceae. The record is from RefSeq and is a predicted model, not a curated record. Gene Ontology annotation, molecular function: RNA binding; 5'-3' DNA helicase activity. The transcript has 7 exons. The coding region runs from base 282 to 3320 and encodes 1012 amino acids.
UGGAGGUAUGUGGGGAGGCGCUUGACACGGUGAUCGUGGUUCUGCCAUACACCAGUGAUGUUCUGAAAAGUGUGCUAGACUCGAGAUGAGAACUCUGUAGAGGGCAUUGGUUACUUGCCGAUAUUAAGAGACAUGACAUGACAUGAACUCUGAGGAGCUUCAGAAACCAGUGGAGCGAUAUGUGCAUAUAAGGAGAAGCAGAAGCAGAAAACGUGUCCAAAGGUGGUGUCCAGAAGAGCAGUGUGAAUAGACACGGAAGUGGCAUCUAUGGAUACAUAUAUAUGUAUGGGUUGAAGGUAACGUACCAUUGUCUUCACCACCACAACUCAAGCCACUGUGUCACCAGCAUGGCCACGAAACAUACAAAAAAAUCACUUGGUCUGAGCAUGUCUGCUCAUCUUCGGUCUUUUAGCUCCUUGUUUACUCCUUAUUCCACUGUGUGGCAUCGAAGGAGGAGAGAACUGAAGCUGCUUUGGUCACCGGUUUUCCCCUCCUGUACUAGUACGGCUCCUAUCUCUUCUUCUCAGCAAGGUCAUGUCCUAUUAGUCGCAUCUGCAGGCCCUUGCGAACAAGCAUUAUCACCAGCUGAUUGCCAUUCCUCUUCCCCUCGCGGCACCGAUAACAGUGGUAUCAGAAACAAGGAACGGAGGAGGAGGAGGCCGCGGAAGAGGAAGGAAACAGCCAAAGAAGGAGCGCGUGUGCUAUCAGAGGAGGAAGUGUCGACUAGGAUGGUGAAGCUCUACCAGAGUGGUGACCCCCUUGGGCGGAAGGAGUUGGGCCGACUGGUGGUGCAAUGGCUAAAGCAGGGCAUGCACUUAAUGGCCUCCAAAUUCGCUUCCUCAGAGAUACAAGAUGAUGGGGCAGAAUUGUCAUUAGAUGGGGGAUCGUCAGAUGGCCAAAUGGGGUUUGUGAUCCAGGCACAGCCAUACCUCUCUGCCAUUCCCAUGCCCAAGGGACAGGAGGCACUCUGCUUCAAGGCCUCCACACACUAUCCCACCCUCUUUGACAACUUUCAGCGAGAACUCCGUGAUGUUCUGUUGCAACACCAGAAUGAGGGCCUUAUCACUGACUGGUGCUCCUCACAAUCCUGGAUGCUUCUGAAAGAACUGGCUAAAUCUGCUGAGCAUCGGGCAGCUGCACGCAAAUCUAAAACUCCUGUUAUGCACAGUACCCUUGGCAUAAGCCUGAACAAGACAAGGCUGAUGCAGACCAAAAUAGAUGACUUCGUUAAAAAGAUGACAGACCUUCUAGACAUAGAGCGAGAUGCAGAACUGGAAUUUACUCAGGAAGAGUUGAAUGCCACUCCACUGAUGGAUGGUAAGUCAAAGCAGCCAGUCCAGUACUUGGUAACUCAUGGUCAGGCACAAGAGCAGUGUGACACCAUUUGCAAUUUGAAAGUUAUCAGCAGUGCAACUGGGUUAACAGGCCUACAUCUGGUCUUAUUUAGAGUUGAGGGAAGUCACAAACUUCCUCCCACUAGACUCUCUCCUGGAGACUUGGUUUGUGUGAGAACAUGCAAUAGCCGGGGUGAGGUUGCCACUUCUUGCGUGCAAGGCUUUGUCCAUAAUCUCGGUGAGGAUGGAUGCAGCAUUACAGUGGCAUUGAAAUCCCGCCGCGGUGAUCCUACAUUAUCCAAGUUUUUUGGGAAAAGUGUGCGGAUUGAUCGGAUACAGGCAUUGGCUGAUGCACUCACUUAUGAGCGCAAUUGUGAAGCAUUGUUGCUUCUUCAGAAGAGAGGUUUGCAGAAAAGAAAUGCAUCCAUUGGGGUAGUAGCCACUCUGUUCGGAGACAAGGAAGAUGUGAUAAGUCUGGAGCAAAAUAAUUUGAUCAACUUAGGUGAAUCGGAAAUGCGUGAUGAUGGUUUCUUGGGGAGGUACAACUACAACUUUGAUACCUCUCAAUCAAAGGCUCUUGCACUGGCCUUGAACAAGAAGAGGCCUGUCCUAGUCAUCCAAGGGCCUCCUGGAACCGGCAAAACUGGUUUGCUUAGCUAUCUUAUUGCAUGUGUUGUCCACCGAGGUGAACGUGUCCUAGUAACAGCUCCUAGCAAUGCAGCGAUUGAUAACCUAGUGGACAAGUUAUCAAGUACUGGACUGAACAUUGUACGAGUUGGAAACCCUUCUAGGAUAUCUCCAUCUGUUGCAUCAAAGUCCUUGGGAGAGAUUGUUACCAGGAAGCUUGAGGAAUUCACUGAAGAGUUUGAGAGGAAAAAAUCUGACUUGAGAAAGGACUUAAAGCAGUGCAUACAGGAUGACUCUUUAGCUUCAGGUAUUCGUCAACUAUUAAAAAAACUUGGAAAGGACUAUAAGAAGAAAGAGAAGGAAACAAUCAGGGAGGUUCUUUCAAAUGCUGAGGUGGUCCUAUCAACUAAUAUAGGGGCAGCUGAUCCUCUUAUCAGGAGAAUUGGUUGCUUUGACCUGGUAGUUAUAGAUGAAGCUGGACAAGCAAUUGAGCCCGCAUGCUGGAUCCCUAUAUUACAAGGAACGCGUUGCAUUCUUGCUGGUGAUCACCGUCAGCUUGCACCUGUAGUAUUAUCAAGAGAGGCUAUGGAAGGUGGGCUAGGAAUGUCUUUAUUGGAAAGGGCUUCAUCGUUGCAUGAUGAACUACUCACUACAAAGUUAACGAUGCAAUACAGAAUGCAUGAUUCAAUAGCUAGUUGGGCAUCGAACGAGAUGUAUGGCGGGUUGGUCAAAUCCUCCCCAUCUGUCGCUUCUCGCCUUCUUGUUCAUUAUCCAUUUAUCAAGGUCAGUUGGAUGACUCAGUGUGCCUUGAUUUUACUUGAUACUCGAAUGCCAUAUGGAAGUCUAAAUAUUGACUGCGAAGAGAGUUUAGACCCAGCUGGUACAGGUUCAUUUUAUAACAAUGGUGAAGCGGAUAUAGUUGCACAGCAUGUUCUCAAUCUUGUGCAAUGCGGUGUCUCUCCAACUUCCAUUGCUGUUCAGUCCCCUUACAUUGCACAAGUACAAUUGUUACGGGACAGGCUUGAAGAACAUCCAGCGGCUUCUGGAGUUGAGAUUUCAACCAUAGAUAGCUUCCAGGGUAGGGAAGCAGAUGCAGUUGUCAUAUCAAUGGUUCGGUCGAAUUCCUUGGGAGCAGUAGGGUUCCUUGGCGACAGUAGGCGGAUGAAUGUGGCCAUUACAAGGGCAAGGUCACACUGUGCAGUGGUGUGCGAUAGUUCUACUAUUUGUAAAAAUGCUUUCCUGGCGAGGCUCCUUCGCCAUAUCCGGCAGCACGGCCAAGUCAGACAUGUGGAACCGGGUUCCUUGGAUGGAGAUUCAGGCCUUGGAUUUAAUCCACCAGCCUUGCCCUCCUUAGGUUAGUGAUAACUUGCCACGAAAUGCUACACACUGAAUGUUGUGUUCCUUGGACAGACAUUCUGUAACAUACUGGAUGCCUGAUAGUGGGUCUCCUGUAACUGUAAAUGUUGUGUACUGAAUGUUCAAUUACAGUGACGUAUAGCAAAUGAAAUUUCACAAUUGAGGAAUAUAGAAGUUAACUCGUGGUCUGUAAAUUUCUCAAUGAAAUUCAUGGGGACCAAGUGGAAAUUUCUUAAAUAAAUAUCAUUUACCUCUUUCUUUCU